CCCCUCCUCCUUUUCCAGAUCUGCCGCUUUUUCACUCUUCCCCUUCCCACAAAGUUUCAAAAAAUCAAAACCUUCACCAGCUCUCUUCCAGCUCCGUUACCGACCUCACCCCCUCUCAACCGGCUCCGUCUACGCCUUAUCUCCGUUGGCAGACUACAAUGACACCGUCUGCCGACAUUCCGAAACACCAGUCUAAGAGCCCCAGAUUCUUCCACCGCUCACAACCUUCUUCUCCGCGUUCUCCUUCCCCUUUUUCUCUCCUCAAAUCCAGCCUUCGUAUUUCUAAGAGUAGAUGUGGGAUAUGUUCAAGGAUGAUGAAGUCUGGGCAAGGGACGACCAUAUUUAGGACGGGAUGCUCUCAUAGCUUUCACUUCCCCUGCGUUGCCAAAACAGAAUUCCCAAAAAUUAUUUGAUUGACCAGAUGGUUCUUGUUCAGGGAUAUAACUGUUUGUGGUGAAAGGUAUAUUUUUUGUUGUAUUUUUGUUUGUUGAAAAUUAGCUUGUAGUUGUCUAUGAAGUGAAAAGAGUUGUCUGGCAUUCCAUUUGAUUUGUCUGUAACGUGAAAUGAAUUCUGUAAAAUUGAUUUGUAGUUGUCUUUAUGUGAAAAGUGUUGUCUGGCAUUCCAUUUGAGUUGUCUGUAAUGUGAAGAUAGUUGUGUGUCUGGUGAAAUUGUGAAAUAGUUAUGUAUAUUUAGACUGCUCUGUGAUGAUAUUGAGAUGUAUGUCAUGGUAUUUUGAAUAUUAUGUAAUUGGUUUGGAGUUGCCUGUCAAUUUAUUUUGAAUUUUUUAAAAUUGAUUUGUAGUUGCCUGUCAUGUGAAAGUAGUUGUCUGGCAAGGCAUAUUAGUUGUCUGGCACGUUAAAUCCAAUUGUUUAAAAUUGGUUUGUAGUUGUCUAUCAUGUGAAAGUAGUUGUCUGGCAAGACGUUUGAGUUGUUUGUCAAUUUAUUUUAAAUUGUUGAAAAUAGUUUUGUAGUUGAAUUGUCUGUCAGAUAAAAUUAGUUGUUUGGAAACCCCAUUUGAAUUGUCUUGCACGUCGUUUGAAAUUCUUUAAAAUUGGGUUGUAGUUUUUGUCAUGGCCUUUCUUCUGAGUUGUAUCAAUUUAUUUGGCUCCACAAAAAUAUUGGCUCCACAAAAAUAUUCAAUAUGUGUUUCCCGUUUCUCUAAUUUUUAUACUUUGCUAUGAACUUUGAGUGAGAGGACGUGAUGCUUUUCCAUAUUGUGUUGAAGCUAAAGUAUUCUUUCGUUUUUUGUUGCUCUAAAUUUUGCUUCAUUUCUUUCAGGUGGUUAUUGGGGGAGCUGUUGUUGAUCUAAAGACAGUUUUCGUAGUGUAUUUGAAUGAUAAUCCUUUAUGGGUUCUAAAUUUUUUGUAAUAUUUUCAGCGGGUGGAAGAGUUCAAUUUCACUAAACUCUCCAUUUAUUUGAUGUCAAGAUUUGGAAGGAUGCUACAAAAUGUUUUAAUCGUUGGCAAUCUCCACUGUGGGAGGAGGAUCCCUUCCAACAACUUAGCUCAAAAUUAGUUAUCGAUCUAAAUGUAAUGAAGAUAUUCUUUGUAUGAUAUUACCCC
Messenger RNA from Cuscuta europaea, 1562 nucleotides. The record is from the annotation of a GenBank genome assembly. NCBI's taxonomy places the organism in Eukaryota, Viridiplantae, Streptophyta, Magnoliopsida, Solanales, Convolvulaceae.